AUGGACCGUGCCCAUCGUAUCGGUCAAAAGAAGGUUGUCAACGUGUACCGCCUGAUUACCCGAGGUACCCUGGAGGAGAAGAUCCUGAACUUGCAACGAUUCAAGAUCGACGUCGCCUCCACCGUGGUCAAUCAACAGAACGCCGGACUCGGAACAAUGGAUACAGACCAGCUGCUUGACCUGUUCAAUCUCGGCGAAACGGCAGACACAGCCGAGAAGCCAAGCGACACAGCCGGCAAUGAAGUAGACAUGGUUGAUAUUGACGGCGAGGUCAAGGAGAAGGGCAAGAAGGGCUGGCUAGACGAUCUGGGCGAGCUCUGGGAUGACCGCCAGUACCAGGAAGAAUACAACCUGGAUUCUUUCCUGGAAACCAUGAAAAACUGA
Molecule: messenger RNA, 384 nt
Organism: Penicillium egyptiacum
Lineage: Eukaryota; Fungi; Ascomycota; Eurotiomycetes; Eurotiales; Aspergillaceae
Source: the annotation of a GenBank genome assembly